AUGAAGAUCACGAUUCCACUGAUCCUAACGCUCGUUCCUCUUCUAGCCCAUGGCUAUGCCCCAAUCGUGAAGAGCGAUGGAUCAAUUGUCAGGGGACAGGAUCCCAAUCAGCAACAGGCUGGUCAAGGCCCCAUCGAAGUGGCCGUCGACACCCAGCACCCGACUCCAGGAACUUACGCUGUGGCAUUUCCCGUGAAUGGCGGAACUCCACAAACCAGCAGCACUCCUCCACCUAGCAGCACACCCGCCCCCAGCAGCGCUCCUCAACCAGCUCCUCAACCAAGUAGUGCUCCUCAGCCCGUCCAACAGCAGGAUAAACCUACAAGCGCGAGCGCUACCCCUACCUUGAAGCCUGGUGAGCCAGUCAAGGAAGCUGCUGUUGAUCCCACUCCCGCCCCGCCUCCCCCGGGAGGAUGUCCAGCAGUAGGCAAUGGUGUAAUGACAUGGCGCAUUCAGAACAAUUAUGGCAUCCCGCUGUCUGUCUCCUACCUCAAUAACGCUGACUCGCCUUCGGCUAUUGGGUGCCCUGGUCCAGCACAAAUGACAGCUUCCGCAACCACCGACAUCGUUUUUCCUACCGGCUGGGCUGGGCGGGUCAUUGUAGGCAAGGAGACGAAAGAUGGGGCCAGUCUGAUUGAAGGCAGCACCACCGGUUGGAACGACAUCGACGUCUCAUAUGUUGACGGCUAUAGCGUUCCAAUCACCUGCAGCAAUGACAAAGAAGUGCUGACAGGUUGCAACAUUGACCUUUGGAAGACCGGCAAUUGCCCUAACGCCGACGGUGAUCAGUCUAUCUGCCACAAUCCCACUGUUAGCCAGCCGAACGGACCUGCCACUCCGUUCUUUCAACCCUGUCAAGGCGCCGCAUAUACCUUUCCAAAUGACAACAUUGCCAAUUCUGGGAACACACAAAGCGCUCUUGUUACUUGCUGCAUCGGCACCGCGGAACAAGGCUGCAAAGCACCCAACCGUCAAGGUAAGGGGAACAACCAGCCUAGCAAGAGGGAAUUUUUCGCACAGGAGAGCAGGCCUGCACAUUGGCAUAAACACGCAAAACGUCACGCGAUCCGCGCAAAAAUCAAUGCUCUGAAGUGA
Molecule: messenger RNA, 1095 nt
Organism: Bacidia gigantensis
Lineage: Eukaryota; Fungi; Ascomycota; Lecanoromycetes; Lecanorales; Ramalinaceae
Exons: 2
Coding region: 1-1095 (364 amino acids)
Source: RefSeq, a predicted model, not a curated record